Molecule: messenger RNA, 1204 nt
Organism: Rhagoletis zephyria (snowberry fruit fly)
Lineage: Eukaryota; Metazoa; Arthropoda; Insecta; Diptera; Tephritidae
Source: RefSeq, a predicted model, not a curated record
AUGCCGCCCGAAGAGUACCAGCCGCCCAGCAGUGACAACUUUGAGAUGGAGUCGCAGUUCAUUCUCCGACUGCCACAUCUGCCGGCCGCCUCGCUGAAGGCCGCCGUCAAGUCAGGCGUCCAAAAUCUGAAAGACCGCCUCAGCAUUCAGCUAGAGCCGGACAUUCGCAACGGGAAGGUCCGCUUUGACGGGUGGGUGCUGCCGGCGAAGAUCGUCGACCUGCCGACUAUAAUCGAGUCGCACAAGACGCUGGACAGCAAGAACUUCUACAAGACGGCCGACAUCUGUCAGAUGAUGGUGUGCAAGGAGGAGGAGGAUGACAAUGAGCCGCCGCCCGAUGAGGCGGAGGAGAUUAAGAAGACUAAGGAUGGUCUGUGCAAAGACAAGCGGUACCUCUAUCCGCACGGCAUCACUAAGCCACUAAAAAAUGUCCGCAAGAAGCGGUUCAGGAAGAUGCUCCGCAAGAAGUACGUCGACUUUCCGGAGAUUGAGAAGGAGGUGAAGCGGCUGCUGCGGACGGACAACGAGGCCAAGUACGUUCGCUAUGAGAUCGUCAACGUCGAGGAUGAGAAGACGCUGAUGAACCAGAGCGACAGCAAAGACGGUCACGGUCACGGUCACCACCACCAUCAUCACCUUAACGCCAGUUCCAGCUCUGGGGUGAUGAACUCCGAGUACGACGAAGGCGACCUCUUCGGCGGCGGCAUCAGCGACAGCGACGACGAUGACGACGACGACUUCCUCCUUCGCGGGCCGGUGGACACCGACGAGGGCAGUCGACUGUCGGCUACCGGCGACGCCAGCUCCACCGGCUACACCGGCAAGGACUACCUGAAGGACGACGUGGACAGCAGCCGGCAGAACAGCUUCUCCUUUGAGCGCAUUCUCAGCCACCAGCAACAGCCCUCAACUUCAACUUCCUCAAAUUUGGCGAACUUUUCCAGCUCACUGGCGGCCGACCAGUCGGACAGUCUGAUGGAGAGCGAGGGCGUCGAGGCGGCUUCCGGCCUGGAGGCGGGCGUCGAGAAUGAGUCCAUCCGGGCGAUGGUGGACGACCUGGAGCGGGAGAUUCUGCUGCUGCAGCGGCAGCGGCUGCAGCAGCAGCUGGAGCUGGACGGCAUCGAGAACAUUGCGCUGAAGCAGCGCUUCCAGGCGAUCAUCGACGACCUGCAGGCGCAGGAGCAGGCGAAGGCGGAGGAGCUCA